Molecule: messenger RNA, 2879 nt
Organism: Gaeumannomyces tritici R3-111a-1
Lineage: Eukaryota; Fungi; Ascomycota; Sordariomycetes; Magnaporthales; Magnaporthaceae
Product: ubiquitin-protein ligase Sel1/Ubx2
Exons: 4
Coding region: 205-2694 (829 amino acids)
Biological process (GO): ERAD pathway
Cellular component (GO): endoplasmic reticulum membrane
Molecular function (GO): protein binding
Source: RefSeq, a predicted model, not a curated record
UAGCGCGCCGCGGUCAUUGCUUGCCGUCAUUGCACUUCUCCACGACGCCGUAUCAUCCUGCCCGCCGCAGUCCCCGAUUGAUCCGCUCUGCCAUGGCGAGUGCGACGACUGCGAUGCCCCUGGACACAACAUAUUGUCUGCGCGUCUAGGAUCCUUCUCUCCUGCUCGUAAUUCUAGCUCCUUACCCGGUUCGACUGCUUGGCCAUGGGCCGCGCCGUUGUAUGGCUGUUGCUGUUCUCCCAGGGCAUAGCAUGGGCUUCCGGUGCCACCGCCGCCCAGGCCCGCGCCCAUGAUGACGGCGCCCCACAGACCGAGGUGUUGGCCGGCGUCGCUCCCGGCGGCGGUGCCCCGGGCUCGGACCCGCUCGGCUCGAGGGAACCUGGCGCCGAUCUCGUCGAUGCUGCUCUCAAGGAGCUCCACCAGCUGCAGCUCCCCGCACACCGCCGACGGCGCAAACGCCCCGGCAUGGUCGCCGCCGCCGCACAGCAGCUCCUAAAAGUGCUACCGAGCUUCCACCUCACCGGCCCACCGUCAGGCCACCCUAGGCAGCCGAACGGCCCGCUGUCGGAUGCUGUUCGCCUCCUCGAGGGGGCUGCCCAGAAGAACAACUCGGACGCGCUCUAUCUGCUCGCCGAGAUGAAAUUCUAUGGCAACUUCUCUCUCCCAAGGGACUUCUCUGCUGCCUACAGCAACUACCAGAUCCUGGCCGCACUCAACGGCAACAGCUCGGCCAUGUACAUGCUCGGCCUGAUGCACUCGACAGGCGUUGGCGGCGUUGCCGAGCGUGACCAGGCCAAGGCCCUGCUCUACUACACCUUUGCAGCCCUCCGCGGUCACACGCGCGCGCAGAUGACGGUUGCCGUGAGGCACGCGGCCGGCAUCGGGACCGCCAAGAAGUGUGAGGAGGCGUGCAAGUACUACAAGCUGGUCGCCGACAAGGCCAUCGAGUGGUACAGGUCCGGUCCGCCCGGUGGUAUGGGCUGGGCUUCCGAGUCGCACCGCAUCGCCGACGGGUUCGGCGGCGUCUAUGGCGAGGGUGCAAGUGUCUCCAGCUCGGGCAUUAAUGCCGCCCACACCCACGCCAGCUUCGACCGAUAUGCAUCCAUCGCCGACGUCAUUGAAUACCUAGACGUCCUGGUUCACAAGGGCGACUUUCGGGCGUCCUUCAAUCUGGGGCGCAUAUACUACGACGGUCAGCGCGGGCUGGACCGGGACUUCAAGGCAGCCCGCAAGUACUUCCUCAAGGUCGUCGCCAAGUUCUGGAAGGACGGCCGCGCUGUCGAGAACGCCGCGCCCCAGCUCGAUAGGGUCGCGGGCAAGGCGGCCGGCUACCUGGGGAGAAUGUAUAUGAGGGGCGAAGGAGUCGAUCAGAAUAUGGAGCGGGCCCGCGACUGGUACAACCGUGGCAUUGCUCAGGGAGACGCCCAGUCGCAGUACGGCCUAGGCCUGCUGCUGAUGGGUGGCCACGGCGUCUCGCGGAACAUGGGUAGGGCCACGGAGCUGUUCAAGGCGGCCGCUGCCCAGGACUACGCCCCGGCAAACGUCAAGCUGGGGUCUCUCUAUCUGGACCAGGGCGGACCUGAAGACCUGCGCGCAGCCAACGACUGCUUCGAACAGGCGGCCAAGUACGGAAACAUCGAGGCGCACUACUACUUGGCCGAGAUGAUCUCGCACGGCGUGGGUAGGGAUAGGAGCUGCAGUCACGCCCUCUCGUACUAUCGCAGUGUGGCCGAGAAGGCCGAGCCUCUGGUUUCUUCAUGGGCCGAGGCUAAUCAGGCCCACGACGACGGGGAGCUCGAGACUGCGUUCCUGCAGUACCUAGGUGUCGCCGAGCAGGGAUACGAGCGGGCGCAGAGCAACGUGGCCUACCUGCUUGAUGAGCAGACCUCCCGUCUGCCACUCCCGAUCUGGUUGACCAGGCGGACGCCACGACCGAGCCUUCUCAGGAACCCGUCGCUCGGACUGAUCUACUGGACGAGGUCAUCCCGGCAGGGCAAUAUCGACUCCCUAGUAAAAAUGGGCGACUACUACCUGGAUGGUGUUGGGGCCGAAGCAGACGUUGACAAGGCCGUCCAGUGCUACACUGGUGCGGCGGAUUACCACCAGAGCGCCCAGGCGCUGUACAAUCUGGGCUGGAUGCACGAAUACGGGGUCGGGCUUGACCAGGACUAUCACCUUGCCAAGCGGUACUACGACGAAGCACUCAUGACGAAUGAUGAAGCAUACUUGCCCGUCACGCUUGCUCUCCUCAAGCUCCGUGUGAAAAGCGCGUGGAAUACGCUGACGAACGGCCGAAUCAAUUCGAUCCAAGACGAUCCUGCUCCAGCCAAGGAUUGGUCACUGGGCGAAUGGAUAGCAAACUUCCUCCAAGAGGACCGAUUCAUUUACGACGAAGGGCAGCUGGACGACAACUACGACCAAACGAUGCCGGGAGCCGACUCUCCGCUGCCUGAGGAGCUAGAAGAGGGACUGGCCGAGACGCUCAUCAUUCUUGGGCUUGCGGCAGCACUAGCAUUCCUAGUGUACUACAGGCAACAGCGGCAGCAGGCACACCGCGAGGAGAAUGCUAUGCGGGCGCAAGCGGGGGCUCCGGGCCAGGCUGGCGGUCCAGCAGCGCCCGGGGACAGGGGCGCAUUCCCGCCGGUUGACCAACCAGAGUUUCAACAGUGGGUUGCCGGCGGGAUUGGGCAUUAGCGUUGAGCAGUAAGGAGUAUGUAUAUAUGACGGAAUACGAAAGCUAAAAGCAUGGCGUGCAGUUAGAUAUCUGAUCAGGAGGUCAUUAGGAGCCUGGUGGUGAUCCAAAGUGCGAACCAAGUCCAACAAUUGCUACAUCCUGCGCAUGCAGUACACUAGAAGCAUACUGUCUGUACGUACCACGU